Molecule: messenger RNA, 828 nt
Organism: Glycine soja
Lineage: Eukaryota; Viridiplantae; Streptophyta; Magnoliopsida; Fabales; Fabaceae
Exons: 4
Coding region: 1-828 (275 amino acids)
Biological process (GO): regulation of DNA-templated transcription
Source: RefSeq, a predicted model, not a curated record
AUGAGGAAGAGGGGGAAUGGACUACUGAGGAUCUUGCUUGAUGAUAUGGUGGGGACUGAGGUCUUUGCAACCCGAGAAGAUGUUUUGAAGUGGGCUCGAACGGUUGCCCAUGAAAAUGGUUUUGUUGCAGUAAUUAUGAGGAAGAAAGAAUUUGUUAGAAGAGACACAGGUACUAGAAAAUGUGGUUGUCCCUUUAAGAUUCGUGGAAAACCAGUGCAUGGAGGUGAAGGUUGGGCGGUGAAGCUAAUAUGUGGGAUUCACAACCAUGAAUUGGCGAAGACCUUAGUUGGACAUCCAUAUGCUGGGAGAUUGACAGAUGAUGAGAAGAAUAUCAUUGCUAAUAUGACAAAGUCGAAUGUGAAACCAAGAAACAUCCUGCUAACGUUGAAGGAGCACAACAGCAGCAACAGUACCUACAAAACAAAUAGGUACAGGCUCCCAUUGCUUGACAUUGUGGGGGUGACACCAACCGGGAUGACUUUCUCGGCUGGGUUUGCAUAUCUGGAGGGUGAGCGCGUGAACAAUCUUGUAUGGGCAUUGGAACGGUUUCGAGGCCUUUUUUUAAGAAACGACCGCCUUCCUGUUGUUAUUGUCACAGACAGAGACCUAGCCCUGAUGAAUGCUGUGAAAGUUGUGUUUCCGGAGUGUACGAAUUUGUUGUGCAAGUUUCACAUAGACAAGAAUGUGAAGGCAAAGUGUAAAUCGCUAAUUGGUCAGAAGAAUGCCUGGGACUAUGUAAUGGAUAACUGGGGUAACCUGGUAGAUUGUCCUUCGGAACAGGAGUUCCCUGAGCACCUUCAAAGGUUUCAAGUAGCGUGUUCCCCGUGA